AUGAGUAAGGAAUAUUCUGCAUCGUAUUCUCCUGUCGAUGGAGUAGACUAUCGCGACGACACGAACCUUCUUGAUAGCAAUACAGAAUCAAGACCUCUUCCCAAAUCCCCUCUUUCUCGCUGGUCGUUAUGGAUAAGCCACGGUGUGCUGAUGUCCAUAACGAUGUUGUUCUUCGUGCUAUGGGCACGGGCGCCGUCCAUCGAUGACGUGGUUCCGUACUCUCCAGCAAACGAGGCGAUCGAAUCCAUCGGCAUUAUAAGAUUCAACGGAACUCUGGGUACCCCUUCUAUAUAUCGUGGCCCUCCAUCUGCAGAGCUCGACGCUGUUUGGGAUAGGAUAUCUUUUAAUGCACGUCCAAUCCGUAUGACGCUUGAGCAACUUCUCAGAACAGGGGAGAAGCCCUCUCCCGUCAUGGCUAGGUAUCCGGAGGAAUACGGUGGAGGUUACCUGACAACUAUAGAAUUCAUUCACCAGCUCCAUUGCAUAGACAUGCUUCGCAGAGUCAGCUGGGGUGGUAACCACUCGGAUCAUGGCGCCAACGAAUCCUUCGAAGACCACCGCAUUCAUGUCGACCACUGCAUCGAAAUGCUCAGGCAGAUCCUUAUGUGUCAUGGCGACGUGACGAUGCUCACUUACGACUGGGUGGAAGGAGUCAAAAAUCCUUUCCCUAACUUCGGCAUUCCUCAUCGAUGCAGAAACUUCGACAAGGUCUUGAAUUGGGUUGAUGAGCAUCGUGUUUUUGUCCCUAAAUCCAAGGUGGUCCGCUAUGAGGAUAACGUGGACCUGGCUUCCCCUCCUUGA
Suillus plorans is the source of this 801-nucleotide messenger RNA. RefSeq lists its product as uncharacterized. The transcript has 5 exons. NCBI's taxonomy places the organism in Eukaryota, Fungi, Basidiomycota, Agaricomycetes, Boletales, Suillaceae. The coding region runs from base 1 to 801 and encodes 266 amino acids. Gene Ontology annotation, biological process: mycotoxin biosynthetic process. The record is from RefSeq and is a predicted model, not a curated record.